Messenger RNA from Manis pentadactyla (Chinese pangolin), 2897 nucleotides. RefSeq names its product transmembrane protein 41A (gene TMEM41A). Bases 88 to 801 code for a protein of 237 amino acids. The transcript has 5 exons. Lineage: Eukaryota; Metazoa; Chordata; Mammalia; Pholidota; Manidae. The record is from RefSeq and is a predicted model, not a curated record.
UCCGCGAAUGCGCUCCGUAGGCGCAGUCCGCGCGCAGCGGCGUCCCGGCACUUUCUCUAGGCUUCUCCGCGGCGGGCGGAUCCGGGUAUGGGCGCCGCGAUGCGCCCCCUGCUCGGCCUCGUCCUGGUCUUCGCCGGCUGCACAUUUGCCCUGUACUUGUUGUCGACGCUGCUACCCCGCGGGCCGAUAGUCGGCUCCGCCGAGGAGGCUGGAGGCAGGUCACUGUGGUUCCCCUCAGAUCUGGCCGAGCUGCGGGAGCUCUCUGAGGUCCUCCGGGAAUACCGGAAGGAGCACCAGGCCUACGUGUUCCUGCUCUUCUGCAGUGCCUACCUCUACAAACAGGGCUUCGCCAUCCCUGGCUCCAGCUUCCUGAACGUUUUAGCGGGUGCUUUGUUUGGACCAUGGCUGGGGCUUCUGCUGUGCUGUGUGUUGACAUCAGUGGGCGCCACAGGCUGCUACCUGCUCUCCAGUAUUUUUGGCAAACAGCUGGUGGUGUCCUACUUCCCGGAUAAAGUGGCCGUGCUGCAGAGGAAGGUGGAGGAGAACAGAAACAGCUUGUUUUUUUUCCUACUGUUUUUGAGACUUUUCCCCAUGACGCCAAACUGGUUCUUGAACCUCUCGGCCCCGAUUCUGAACAUUCCCAUCGUGCAUUUCUUCUUCUCUGUUCUUAUCGGUGGGCAAGAACUGGAAAAGCUGAGGUGUGUUUUAUGUUGGACAGAAAGACGACAGAGUUGUAGCUUCUCAGUUCCCAGAAGCAAUGAACCAGAGAGAUCCACAGAACAGUGUGGUCUCAAGUCCUAGGAUGGAAACUACAGCCUUUGAAGGUACUUUCCAGCCCUGUGACCCACUAAGUGACAAGGCCUCGUUCUGGAAUUUCUCUAGUCUUGUUAUGGGAUGACAUCACAGCUAGACAUUUGAUGUCAUGCCAUAUAUAUACCUUUUUUUUUAGCCUCCUUGCUAAAUCCAACUAGGAGGAAAAAAGGUUGGUUUUGUGCGGUCUGGCCAGAUGGAGAUUACAAACUAUGUUGCCAGUUCUUGAAACUCUCUACCCAUAAACCCUUGGUAGAAACUUCCUAGGUCUGUUCCUCUCAGGGCAUUAAAUAAAUUCUUUUUUUGCUUCUAAUGUAGUCCCAUGAUUUUAUUUCUAAAGAAAGUUGAGAAAGUUUACAGCUUUUGAAGUAUUUGUCCAUCCACUCAGUCAUCUGCCCAAGAGGAACUUUCAGAGCAAGUCAAAAUCACAACGUAUCCACUGGACUCCAGGGUAGAACACCAACCCUCAGAUGAUUGUUGUUGUACAAAGAAAAAGCAGAAAUACAAGUAAGAUGAAUACCAGGGAGCUCCCAAAUGGAAGUUCCAUUUUCAUUCCUUCAUAAAAAUCCAUAAUAAUUCAUGGUUAGCAAUAAACACAUUGUGCUACACUGUAAACCACACCUUCCGAUCAACAGAAAAUGAGAAUGAUAGUAAUUAUAAAAUAAAAUAACAAUGAUAAUGCCAUAACUUAAGAUCUUUUGUGUAGUCCAGCCACAGAAUUUAUACAAAAUGGAAUAAUUUAAUGCAAACAAUACUGUUCUCUGUAUAAGUUAAACAUUUUCCUUUAUCCUACCUAAAAGCUAUAAAUUAUAGACACCAAAUUUUAAAUCAGUGUCGCAAAAUAAAAUGUAAACAAGUGGAGGGACUGAACAAGCAGAAAGAACUGCUCUACAUUCCCUCUUGCCUUUCCUUUUUGGCUGAUGUAAUCAAUGAAACCCAGAGGAGGGCAACAUUUUCAUCUGCAUUGGAAAUGGUUUAAUACCUGUAUGUGUAAAUCUUUCUUCAUGUUCAAUAUGAUGCAAUAUCAAAGAGGCUAGCUAUCUUCUUCAGGUCUUGAGCCUAGAGAGGUUGUCUGACAGUAACCUCUCUUAGAGACAGACAUAGGAACUAGGCCAACAUCUGUGUUUAUUUUAAAUUCUAGAUAAAAAUUUCCUUAAGGCCAAUGAAGUACCUUGGGAUGCUUUUCAGAGCCCAUAAUCCUGGAAACAGGAAGGACCUCAUGCCUCGGACAAUGUAAAGUCUUUCUAAUUGCUGCUCAGCAUCAGUUCUUUUGUAAUUUCCAAUCCAGAUAUUCAAAACUGCAUUGAUCCAAAGUGAAGUAAAAUACAUUUUACAAGUAGCAUUUAACAAAAACGCUACUGUGGUGGGAGGGGGGUUGCCUUUUGCAAGUUGCUUAUUUUGCUUUUAUUCUGAUAGUAUAGCCAGUCACUAAAGCUUCCAGGAUGGAAUGAGUUAAUGAAUAAAAGCAGGAAGGAUGGUUGGGAUUGGACAUUGGACAGACUCACACAUAUCCUAGCUGCCUUCAAAGUCUGUUCUGUUUGAAUCAGUAGGACUCUUAGUAGACAAGCAACCUGAUUCCAGAGAGGGGUGAUCCCAUCUUCUCCAUGUAGCUGAACUGAGACAUUCUGAGAAUAUGUACUUUUACAAAUUCCACAUUUGCUUUUUGAACACUGUUGUGAAUUUCCUUUUCCCCAUUCUUCUCUCCUCCCAAGCCCCCUGCUCUUUUUUUUCUCUAAAGGAAGUAGUCAAUAGGUGGAAAGGAAAUUGGCUGUAAGAAAGUGGCACUUAAGUCAGAAAAACAAACACAUUGGUCAAGGUAGCACUUUUGGCAAGGUAAUGACACUGAGAGCAUUAAAGGUGAAGGACCAGGUUUGAAGCUAUCUUAAGUCUCACUACCAAAUGCUGCUUAAAAUUUUAAAAAUGAAAUCAGCUUCUACAUACACAGUUUUUUUUUCGUCCUAAAGGAAACACAUGCCCUCAAAAACCUUGUGUGACAGAACCUGGUCACAAACUUUUUCUAAGCCAUUUCCAUCACCCAUCUGGAUAAGCUGGUUCAACUUAAUGUGGUCUAUUCACGUUACCUGGAA